AUGUUAAGUAAAAAAAAUUCAUCAAACGUGUGGUGCUAUUUCACUAAAAAUAUAAAUAAACCUGACGAAGCUAAGUGUAAUUUAUGUCAUACUGUGUACAAACAUGGUCACGGUACAUCAAAUCUGCACGAACAUUUGCGCCGUAAACAUAAGUCAAAACUUGACGCAGAUAAGUCUAAAUUUGAAUUGGACAAAGAUUUAGAUUUGCAAUUUCAACAAGGAGAGGCAUCAACAUCAACAUCCAAACGUAGUUUUAGGGAAACAACUAUAAUGACAAACAAUUCAAUUAAUGAAGUUCAAGUACCUGUAUUGAAAAAUCAAACAAAGCAAUUACUUCUUUCAAAAAGAUUUGGUAUUCCAUCAGAAAAACAAAAGACAGACUUUGUGAGAUCGAUUGUUGAAAUGAUAACUGAUGAUUUGCAACCACUAUCGUUUGUUGAAAAUAGUGGAUUUCAAAACGUUAUUCGAUUGCUUGAUUCAAGGUACUUAGAGCUUUUACCAAGUCGCCGAACACUAACAAGAAGCAUCUUACCUGAACUAUACUCUACUACCAAAAAUAAACUACAAGAUAUUUUGAACAAAUCUAGCUAUAUUUCCAUUACUUCGGAUAUAUGGACAUCAUUAAAUACAGAUUCGUUUAUGACUAUUACUGUCCACACGUUUGAUAGUGCUUUCGUUCUUAAAACAUUUGUGUUAUGCACUUUAAAAUUAGAAAAUAGUCAUACAGGGGAAUAUCUUAGUCAAACGUUGGAAAAUAUAUUUAAUGAAUGGGGAAUUAGACACAAAAUUGUAGCAAUUGUAACAGAUUCAGGGGCUAAUAUUAAAUCUGCCGUAAAAAAAUUACGAAUACCACACAUACCUUGUACAGCGCACAUAUUAAAUUUAAUUGUUACCCAAGCUUUAGUAUUUAGAAGUCCAUAUGGUGACAAUACUGACAAUGAUGUUUUAGAACCUAAUGAAUGUCAAAAUACUCAAAAUCUAAAUGAUUUAUUAAAGAAGUGUCGUUCCAUUAUGGAACAGUAG
Messenger RNA from Aphis gossypii (cotton aphid), 1023 nucleotides. Its product is annotated as E3 SUMO-protein ligase ZBED1-like. The coding region runs from base 1 to 1023 and encodes 340 amino acids. Lineage: Eukaryota; Metazoa; Arthropoda; Insecta; Hemiptera; Aphididae. The transcript has 4 exons. Gene Ontology annotation, molecular function: DNA binding. The record is from RefSeq and is a predicted model, not a curated record.